Aspergillus thermomutatus is the source of this 471-nucleotide messenger RNA. RefSeq lists its product as uncharacterized. The coding region runs from base 1 to 471 and encodes 156 amino acids. The transcript has 3 exons. NCBI's taxonomy places the organism in Eukaryota, Fungi, Ascomycota, Eurotiomycetes, Eurotiales, Aspergillaceae. The record is from RefSeq and is a predicted model, not a curated record.
AUGUCCACCCGUAAGAGAAAGCAAGAAGCCGAGGAGGAGGAAGAACUCCAGGCGCUUCCUAGCGACGAGAGCGAAGAGGAAGAAGAAUACGAAGACUCCGAAAUAGGCGAAAGCGAAGAAGAAGAAGAGGGUAGCGAAGAAGAAGAGGAGUUCGAAGAGGAAGGAGAAGAAGAGGUAGAGGAAGCACCCGCCAGGGACAAAGCUCGUCCCUCCAAGCGAAGAAAGACAGUUCCCGCCGGUGACGCCGAAGAGGAGGAGGAGGAAGACGAGGUCAGAGAGAACGGCAACGGCGUCCCCGCCAACGGCGAUGAGGACGAGGACGAAGAAGAAGACGGAGACGGCGAACCAGAAGAAGAAGAACCCGAUGCCACCGCCAAAACCAGCGGUCCUGCGGCGGCGGCGGCCAAGGCUAAGGGUAGCACUGUUCCCCGGGAGCCUGAGGUCGACGUUGGGGAGGAGGAUGAGGAGUAG